Messenger RNA from Paramecium pentaurelia, 1050 nucleotides. The record is from the annotation of a GenBank genome assembly. NCBI's taxonomy places the organism in Eukaryota, Ciliophora, Oligohymenophorea, Peniculida, Parameciidae.
UAAUGCUCUUCUCAAUCUCACCUUAACCUCCAUUUCAAAUUCAUCAUAGAAAACAAACCACUUUUCAAGUUAUCAAUAUGGUUGAUCACCCAAUCCUUUUUAGAUUCAAAAAUGAUAUCCAUAUAAGAAUUAUGCCUUCUUAUGGUAUGAUUGCUCCUAACGAAAGGAAAUUAAUAUCUGUUACCAAUAAAACUAGUCAAUUUGAUAUUGAUGUUUUACUUGAAGCUAUUAAUUAUGUUGAAGAAUAUCUUGAUAUGCUUGAAUACUCCAACCCUCAAUUAUGGAUUGAAAAAUAACCUGGAAUAUUACCCACUCAAAUGAUGUCUAUCAGAAUGAACAUCAAUACAGAUUCUUCUAGUACUUAGUAAUCAGAUUAAAAAUAAAAUUUUGAAGAAGUUAUUAAAUAGGAACCUUUGCAUAUACAUAGAUAGUAACAUACUUUUAGUCGAUUUUAAGAGCAAAUAGUCCAUAAAAAUAGUCUUGACGGCUAAGAAAGUAGAGCAUCAUAUAUCUCAAACAAUAAUCCAAGCAUUAGUCCUAUUCUAUAGGAUGCAAGCAGAUUAAGUGCUAAUAUGAGUAGAGAAGCGAAAUAACCAACUUUUUUUACAGAAGCUUACGAGAUUCCUCAAGAACCUAAUGAAGAAUUCUAAGAUAGAAUGGAUCCUGAAUAAAGCUAUAAUAAUGAACCUUAUGCAUCUGGUAAUUUUAUAUGCAAUGAUGACGAAAAUUCUAAUCAUGAGGUAUCAGGAAUAAAAUCCUAAACUUCUAUCGCAAAAUUUGAAUAGACUUAACUAAUUACUUCGCUUAAGUAGAAAGAAUAAUAGAUACUUAAAUAAAUAGACUAAAUCAAAAUAAGCAAAGACUAGUUGAGUGAGGAGUUAGAAAAAUUAAAAUUUAAAGCAAUGUUUAAGAAUAAAGAAAAUAAUAAAUGUACUAAUAAAAUAAUAAUUUAUAGAGGAUUAAUAAAUAUUAAUAGGACAUUUAUUAAUCGUUAGUGUGAUAUGUUUAAUAUUAGGAGCAUUGCUAAAAAAGAUUUAAUAACUUUUUUGA